AUGGGUUUGGAUAAGCGCCAGUUACUGGAAACUUCGCUAUUUGAUUUGGAGCAAAUUGUAACCGUGCAGUACUUAAGUAGACAUGCUGACUUACCAGUCGAUGAUGCAAAAGGUGAAUUAGCUGAAUUUCUGAAGCAGAAUAAAAAUAGGACGGAAUUACAUUCAGUGUAUGUUAUAAGUGGUGAACUCAUUAUACCAAAUCCUGCUAGUGGUUGUACUACAAGUGAUAUAGCAGCCACUCGUAAGAUUCAUCGGACGCAAUUGGUUCGUGAUUGUGAUUUAGAAGUAACACGACAAGUCUAUAGAAAGGUGGAAACAUGCGAAAUUUAUUGUUUACACACGAAACCCAUCAAGAGUCUUUGUUUGUUGUAUUCCGUAGAUAGCUUGGAAGAUGAUGAAUAUGAACGAACUGAUCCUGGACGGAGCUGGCUAUUAUAUCCAGAAACAGAAGCAAAGGCAAAAGAUAUUUUAACACAUUAUGGCGCUAUUUCUGUGCCUGCAACUCAGAAAAAAAGGAAACAGAAGUUAUCCGUAUCAAAGCUUCCAGAACCGAUGGCCAAAAAGGCAAAGGAUAAUAUAACUUCUUUGUUUCAACAAGCAGCAAAGCAAAAUAAACAAGAAGGAACGGAACAAGAAGAUUUUAUCAAAAAAGCUGGUAUCAUGUCAGGCGAAGCAAUAAAGCACCGUGGACAACGUAUCUUCAUUAACAGUAAAGAAGAAGAUAUGGAAGAAGAACCUAAGUCAUCGGAAAUAACUGGUAUAAAAAAUGUCAUGGCGAAGUCAGGAGAAAUAACAACUUCGAAAAAGAAUCAUGUCGUUGUAGAAACGAGGAACACAUUCUUAACCCGAGAUGAUUUAUUUUCUGAUAGCGAUUCUAACCCAGACGGAAUGAAUUGUGAUGAAACCAGAAAAAUGGAAAUUACGAAAGAAAGAAGAGAUCCAAAAAAAGUGCUCCAUUUUUCAAAGCGUGAAAGUUUGGAAAACGAAAGUUACGGAAGCCAGAGGAAAGUGAUACGAAAGGAAUAUGCCACGGAAACUUUUCUGGAUGUUGAUGGUUUCAUGGUUACAAAGCAAGUGUUGAAAGAAAUCGAACUUGAACCGUCAUCGGCUAAUACGUGUACUCAAACACAUGGUAAAACAGAGAAUGCUAUACAUCUGGAUAGUAAGGAGCGGAGAAGCGCCGCUAAAGUACCGCAGGGACAAGCUAAAAUCAGUUCGUAUUUCCAGAGAAAGUGA
Brugia malayi is the source of this 1236-nucleotide messenger RNA. RefSeq lists its product as uncharacterized. Gene Ontology annotation, molecular function: DNA-directed DNA polymerase activity. NCBI's taxonomy places the organism in Eukaryota, Metazoa, Nematoda, Chromadorea, Rhabditida, Onchocercidae. The record is from RefSeq and is a predicted model, not a curated record. The coding region runs from base 1 to 1236 and encodes 411 amino acids. Gene Ontology annotation, biological process: DNA synthesis involved in UV-damage excision repair; nucleotide-excision repair, DNA gap filling; DNA strand elongation involved in DNA replication. The transcript has 9 exons. Gene Ontology annotation, cellular component: delta DNA polymerase complex; nucleus.